Fomitopsis serialis is the source of this 850-nucleotide messenger RNA. RefSeq lists its product as uncharacterized. The record is from RefSeq and is a predicted model, not a curated record. The transcript has 3 exons. The coding region runs from base 26 to 706 and encodes 226 amino acids. NCBI's taxonomy places the organism in Eukaryota, Fungi, Basidiomycota, Agaricomycetes, Polyporales, Fomitopsidaceae.
ACAUCGAGCGCACCUGCGUACAUUGAUGAAGACGAACUGGCUCGGGCAUGAACAACUCUGCCUGCGAAGGCUGCUGUCUGCUGGCCAGAACACGAAGACAACGUUGUUCUCGUACGUUUACAACAUGACUACGGACAUGGACACCCUGUAUGCGAUGAAGAUCUGCCUGCAGAAGGAAUCCCAGUUCCCAUCAGUCCGAGUCGGAGAGGUGGCAGCAAUCGGCGAGGCAAGAACGAGCGUGUUGUCAAGUCAAGCAUAUGCAGAUUCGCUCGCGCGAGAGUCAGGGGAGUCACCUUCCACUCCUGGCGAUCAAUUGCAAUACGACAGUCUGGACAGCACUGCUACUGUUUUGAUAGGUCAGAUGAUGCUGGAUACGUUCACUCGAGUGCAGACAGAACCACUAGACGAUAGACAUCUCGAUGUGAAAUCUUUCAAUCGCACCUUGGCUGGACUGAUCCGCGCCAUGCCUCUUGCCGAUGGCUACAAGGCCUGCAUGACUUUGUUUCAGCGUGUACAUGAUAGAGAACUGUCCACGGAACGACGAAGGGCCACCUUGGAUGUUAUCCAGAAUGUCUAUGUGACGAUUGAUUUCCUUGCGGAAGACUUCUGGUACAGAGGUUCCCACAAUGGCACAAUGGAGAAGGCGAGAUCAUACGAUUGCGCACCGCAUACCGAGCUAUAUCGUGAUGGUAUACGCACUCCAUGACCCUGCAUCCACCAUCCUGAUCACGACAACCGUUCUGGCCGACAUGCUCCAACGAUUCGACAAGUACUUGGCUACCCUCCACCGCAAGGAGCUGCGAGAUGCUGUGCAACACCUCCUUCCCGCGGCCGUAUACAGACUCGAUUG